Molecule: messenger RNA, 5185 nt
Organism: Marmota monax (woodchuck)
Lineage: Eukaryota; Metazoa; Chordata; Mammalia; Rodentia; Sciuridae
Gene: Hjurp
Product: Holliday junction recognition protein
Exons: 8
Coding region: 49-2163 (704 amino acids)
Biological process (GO): CENP-A containing chromatin assembly
Cellular component (GO): chromosome, centromeric region; nucleus
Molecular function (GO): histone binding
Source: RefSeq, a predicted model, not a curated record
CAGGGCCGUCCGGCAUCGCGCGGUUGGUGGCGGCGAGCGGCGUGCGCCAUGGAGGGCCGGGGCCUGGAGGAAGACGCGCUGCUGCAGAAGCUCAAGGACAGCCGCCGCCGCUUCCAGAGGCGCAUGCGGGAGCUGAUAGAGAAGUAUGACCAGCCCUUCGAGGACGACCCACUGGUGCAGAUGGCCACGCUGACCUACCAGACGCCCCAGGGAUUGAAAAUUUGGGGAGGAAAACUAAUAGCGGAAGGAAGCGAAGGACUAAUCCAGUACCCCCUUGGGAAGCCAGAGGACAGGAUGGAAGACCCUGGGUAUGCCGCAGCCCGAGGUGACGAGCCUGUGCCUUUGUGCACCCUAGUCCUGGGAGCCGAUCCAGGAAGCAGCAAUGCCAGAGCAGGGUUGGACCCAGGCAGUCCUCUGGCCCAGGCCUUGGUGCCUUCAGUGCCUUGGAGCCCUCUGAAAAAUGAGUUAAGAAGGAAAUAUCUGACCCAGGUGGAUGCACUGCUUCAAGACGCAGGGUGUUUUGAGGGCACAGAUAAGAGAGGCACCUCAGACACACCCAUGACUCCCGUGCCUUCCCUGGCCUCUCCUGCCAUGCCUGGCCCCGGUCCCUGUGGAAGUGUCUCUGCAGAGAGCCCUGGUGACCCUAUGGAGCUGACUCCCUCCCCCAGAGAGUUGGAUCCGUUGUGUCCUUGCCCAGCAGACCUGGCCACAGCAUCUAGAAAUGACAGUCUGUCACUGCUAGGGACCAGCAGCUGCAUGAGCAGCCAGUCCUUCGAGGCGGAUGACAUCUGCGAUGUGACGAUCAGUGACUUGUACGCGGGUAUGCUGCACUCCAUGAGCCGGCUGCUGAGCACGAAGCCCUCGAGCAUCAUCUCCACCAAGACCUUCACCCUCCAGAGCUGGAGAUCCAGGAGGAGGCACGUGCGCAGGGGCAGGGUGCUGGUGAGCGAGCGGCACUGUGCCAGGGCUCGGUGUUCCCGGAGGGGCUCCCGGGAGAGGCCUGCACCCUGCUCAGAGCCCAGGCAAGAGGCAGGACCCCUAAGAGACUGUAAGAACUUACUGCAUGUCGCCCAGCAUGAGCCAUCUUCAAAACUGGACAGAGCUUUUCUUGUGGGAAACAAAGCCCAGAGCCUUAAAUUAGAUCCACGUUGGAAGGAACUUCAGGUGACACCCUGGAAGCAUUCUUCCUUGACUUUAGACCUCAACACAGUGCAUUAUCCUGACCAGGAAAAUAGACUUAGGAUGCUAAAGUGGUUGAUUUCUCCUGUAAAAAUAGUUUCUAGACCAAAAAUGUUGCCCAGCCCAGCAGAGAAUCGAUACAGGGAGAUUGAAAUAAAAUUUAACAAGCUUCAUCAAGAAUGUUGCCCAAGUGUUGGGAAACGAGCUUCCCCAGAUGGCUUUUCGGGCUCCUGGGCCAUGGGUGUGUACAGAGGUGGUUCUGUGAGCCCACGUGGCCUCGGGGGCUUAAAAACCCUCAGGCGGAGUUUGCCUUUCAGCAAAGCAAAACCGAAGGGGCUAAGUGAGGCCUUUGAAAACCUGAGCAAAAGAUGUGUGGAAGUAGGUAGAGGCCCACCAGAGAGCGACGCCUCUCCAUCUCUUCCCAAGAGCCGCGGCCACUCUUGGCAGACAUCUGGCCUCCUUCAGGGACACAGUUCUGGAACAUUCAGAAAGGCAUGGUCACCCCGCCAAGCUAUUUCAGUACCUAGGGUAGAACCUCUGGCCUGUGAGAGAAAUCGCUACAAUGAAAUUAAAGAAAACUUUGACCAGCUUCAUCAGGAGUAUUGCCAGAGGUCGCCUCGGCAGGCGCUGCAGGCAAAGGCGCCUGUCCCGCUUGGAGUGUCUCCAGAUAAAGCUGAUGUAGGAGUUCAGAGCCAAACCCAAGAGCUCUUCGGAAAGUCAAAUCGAGACUCUGUCUUCCAGAAACUGUCACCGUCACCGCAGUGGCACAUGCGAAGUCCACAGGGCUCACCUGCAGCUGAGGCUCAUCCAUCUGCUCACUCUGCUCAUGGUACCAGGAGGGACCCUCAGUUCCCUGCAAAAAGACACAGGCUGUCAGACCCCCAGGCGCGUGGACACCGGGCCAGUUUCCAGGAUUCCUCAGAGGUGGAUGAAGCUGACCCCAGACCAGGGGAGCAGGGUGGCCCCCCACAGGCCAGCUGGUGAGGAGGAGCAUUUCCACCUGUGGGGUGCAGUUCCUGCCAGCAGGUACUUUUCCUCUGCGGUGCAGAGGAGCGAAGCCACGGCAAGCCAGGUGCCACGGAGCAUCCCGACCUUGGCCGCUCCUCCUGACCGGUCCCUGCAGGACUGUGAAUGGGUUAUCCAGGUGCCGUCUCCCAGACCGUCUGCUUCCUUUAAAGUCAGCAUUGAUAGCAAGGAUGUGUGUGUGGGAGAGGCUUCAAGAUGGAGCUGCAAGUGUUUGGAAGGAAGGGGGUCCUGUGUCUUCACUGGAAUGCCCUCACUGCUGCUGUCUGUCCAUCUGUCCGUGUCGACACUCAGAAAACAAUUGUUGGAAGGUGAAACUGAUCUGGGAAUGGUGACCUCUGUCCCCUUCCCAGCUCCUCGGAGGGCCAGCAGCAUCCAGGUUCCCACGCCUGCCCUCCUGGCUCCCAGCUCUGGGCCCCUCAGCCACAGCUGGCCCCUACUGUACCCUUUUCUUUCCCCAUCCUGGGUCAGGGAGCAGGCGGGGUGGACGGGCCAGCGUGACGAGGUGCCAGGUCUUCAGUGGGAUCCGUGUGUCCUCAGUUGGGCUCCAGGUGGCAUGGCUCACCUGAGUGACUGCGGUCACUUGUCCCCACUGGCCGACAGAUGUGGGCUGAGUUGGGCUCUGGGUUUGAUGGUAGCUUGGGCAGGCAAGGUGAGGCCGUGUCUGCAGCCUCCUGUUCUUGUUUGUCCCCUGCUGAGGUCAGACCCCCUUGGGGGUCAGUUGAUGGGCCCUUCCUACCACAGUUACCUCCUUUUCUGUUUUUCCCACCUCUGCCAGUCCAGCCGAGGACCCUUCCCAGCAGCUCACUCCUGCCACUCCUGCAUCUGGCUGGUUCUAGAAACCACCAGAGCCCCCGUGUGCCCUCUCCCCAUUCCCCUGUCCUCCCAGGGUCACCCAGCCAGGCUCUGCCAUGACAGGGUCCUCCCUCUCCUUCCCAGGGAGCUCCUCACUGCCACCCCCUCCCACUCCUCACUUGUUUCUUGUACGUCUCCGUCUGGGCCGCCCUGCUGCCUCCCUGGGCAGGCGCGCCCAGCUGAGGAGGAAGCCGUCUGCACAGGCGCCCCACAGGCCCGGCACAGCGGCGGGAUCCUUCUGGCCAGUUGCGUUUUGUCUUGCUGAUGUGAAGUCCUAGGAGUGAGCAGCCAGGGCGGAGCACACGCCUGCCUGGCCUCUUCCCAGGGAAGACCUACCAGGUGAAAGCACCCGUCCCCAGGGGGAGCCUCUGGUGGGACCAGGAGGGCUAGGGGUGGCGCAGGAGCCAGGCCUCUGGGAGGCCAGAACUGGAGAGCAGCCGCCCAGUGCCCUGUGGACAGUGUCCUCCAUCUGCCUGUCCCAGCAGUGCCUGGCCACCAGCACAGUUGUUCCUGGGUCUUGGUCUGUUUGCUCACCUCCCCCAUCCAGGGCCCAUGUGGCUUUCGCAGGCCAGGCCACCACCGGGGGACCUUCAGCUACAGUUCAGUGAGGCCUUAGAGCUCACUGGACAUUCCGGGGGGGUGGCCUUGAAGAGAUGCUCCUGUGUUGGGUCACUUAGGAAAACCUGAGUUCUUGGCAGAAAGGGAGCAUUUCACCAAAGAGAUCCUCGGCCCAGAGCCGUCCCUGAGGUCUCUCCUGGCCGCCUGCACAUCACAGGUCCCUGAUCCGCUAUCCCUCCGGUCUAAACCUGAAUGACUGCUUUUCAAGUAGUCCCCUCCCCCGCCCAUGCCUUUGACCCUGGCCCCAGGACUCUCCUUAGCCUUUUUCUGGCCUCCCCAGCUGUCCUGUGGCCCCAGAAUACAGCCUGACUCUCCUGCCCCACCUUGGCCUCAGCUCCUCCCUCUCCAUGGGAAAUCUUGCCUGGCCAAGUAGAGGGAACCUCAGCCUCACAGAAUGGUGCGAAGUCCCCAGCAGGAGCAGGUGCCCCACUUUGGCAUGGGACUCUGCCCUCAGUGCCCAGUGCGGCCCUCACAGCUCCCCGCAGGUGAUGGUAGGUGAGUGUGGCGACACCACUAGCCCACAGUGUGCGUAUGUUUCCCCCGUCCCUGCUCGAGGUGUCCACCUCUCGGGCAGUGCCCAGAUCUCCACAAGUGCGGCUGCAAGGGAACAGUCGCUGGCUAGCAGCAAGGGCCUGCCUCAGUGCCCACAGGACCCUUUGACCAGGCAGGCUGUCUCCUUAUAAGUGAGGAGUGUGGCCUGAAGACUCCCCGCAGGCCUUGCUGGUGAGGUACACUGCCUGCUGGGUUGUUCUGUAAGUAGACCUGCCUUGGGGUUACGUACCGGGGCAUUUUCUGUAGUAGAUGCAGUAUUUCCUCACGUGCAGUGGGGCUCGAAACUGGCUGCAGCGGGGGUCAUCGUAGGGUGUCACCUUGUUUUUUUCCUAGGGGAAAGAACAUCUUUCAGGAUAGAGGGGAAUAGUGGUUUUGUUAGAGAUAUUUAGAGCUGAGGCUACCCUGGAGCAUAGUUCCUCUCCCUCGUGCUCUGUUUUGUAGGGCUGGGGUGGAAUCCAGGGCCACACACGUGCCAGGCAAGUGCUCAACCACUGAGCUGCGACCCUGCCCUUAAAGACCGGUCUCAGUCGCUAUGCCAGUUAACCCUGGUGAGCCUGUUCUGUUUUCUUUUUUUAAUGUAGACACAAAUCUGUUUUGUUAGACCAUCAUUUGUUUAUGAAACCUAUAUUUCAACCCUGGAUACAGCAAUCCUUGAUCUUUCGAGUACAAACUAAAACAUAAUUGGCCCAUAAAAAGCAGUUCUUGGCAUCCUGCUGGUUUUAGGUGGAGGUGUGUUGUCUUUGAACUGUCCCGUGUUAACCCCACCCCUGCACCCCACAGCACCCAGUGCCGUGUUUCUUUGAGAUGAUUUAUAAUAGGUUAUCACAGGGACAUUUUAUUGAAAUAUUUCAAACAUUCAAAAUCCAGUGGUGAAACCUGGAGUGAUGACGGUUGAUGUGUGUUACUGCUGAUGUGUGUUAAGGACGUAUUCUCAAUAAAAGAUGAAAGACAAGGUUAA